This is a messenger RNA of Paramecium pentaurelia, 1155 nucleotides long. NCBI's taxonomy places the organism in Eukaryota, Ciliophora, Oligohymenophorea, Peniculida, Parameciidae. The record is from the annotation of a GenBank genome assembly.
AUGAAAAUGUAAACAAUUCGGACUAUUGAUUUCAGCAAGGCGAAUAAAUAGAUAAAGGAUCUCUCUAAUAGAUUUCUAUAGAGCAAAAUGCUUAGAAAGAACAAAGAGAAUUGCAAUCCAAAUACAAUGAUUUAAGAAAGUGCAGCAAAAUUACUUUUAGAGGCUCUUUAAAAACCAAUGCUAAAAAAUUUGAGAGAAUUAAUUAGGAUAAAAGAAUCAGUAGUUUGUGAGAGAAAUAUUUUUGAUGAUGUGUGUUCAAUGGGUGUAAGUGAGAAUUCAGAUGUAGGAGAAGGGUUCAAGAUUUCUUUUGCUAAUUUAAGUAUAAAACAAGAGAGUAUUAUUGAUUGUGAAAGCAUUUAAGCAACUAAUGCUCCAAUUGUAUUGUUUAUGGUAUUAUAAAACAUUCGAAAGAAGAAGAUGAUUAUUUCAUUUUAGGAAAUCAAAUAUUUUAUUCUUUAAAGGAACUUAAAAUCAGUUAAUAAGAGAUUACAAUAUGCAAAAAGAGAAUAAUUAAGAAAGAUACUUAUAAAUAAAUAAAAAUAGGAAGAAUUAUUGAUGUAAGUUUACUUGAAAUAUUGGUCUCAAUAAACAUAACUUCUUAUAUUUUUUGAUAAUUUUGGAUCUAAAAUUUAGAAGAUUUAUAUUAGUAAAUUAAAUCAACACUUUAAUACAAUGAAAUGUUAAAUAAAAAGGAGAGAGGGUUUUAAUCGAUUAUUAAGGUUUGUAAAUAUUAAAUUAUUUGAAUAUGGAUAAUGUUUGAAUAAAGUCUAUAAGAAUUUGCAUUUGCAAAAGUGUUUAUAGAAGGUAUUCAAAUAGUAAAUUCAAUUUUCAUUUUAACAAAUUCAAUCUGUAAAAUAAGAAUCUCCAAUUAUAUUUGAAUUAUUGUAAUAAUUUAAAAAUAAGUUAUUGAAAUAAAGCAUAAAAAUAUUAUUAUUACACUCAUUAAGAUAGAAAAGGAAAUUUAAAUCUUUUUAAUAUGGAUUGUAGGAUUUAGAAAAGAUUUUUAAGAAAUUAGAUUAUAGAUGGGGAUUUAAUAAAUUAUAAAAUAAAAAUUAACAUAAAAGAAUGAUGUUACCUACAAAAUAUUUAAUAAUGAUACUUAAAAAAGUAUAAGAUAGAUAAAAGAAUUGGGUUUUGCGCAAAUUAAAUUAAUGA